Cuscuta epithymum is the source of this 1874-nucleotide messenger RNA. Lineage: Eukaryota; Viridiplantae; Streptophyta; Magnoliopsida; Solanales; Convolvulaceae. The record is from the annotation of a GenBank genome assembly.
CAGCACCCUUCCUUGUUUCAACUCACACCUACCACCUUGUUUCUACUCGUACCUCACUUACCUGCGCAACUCUGCGCAGCACCCUUCAUUGUGACGAACAGAGGCAAGCAACAGUCCGCGGCGGCGAGCAACUGCGAGCGAUGGAGAUCGGCGAAGGUGUGGUGACGAGUGGCAGCAAGCGGCAAGCGGCGGAGGAGUUUAGGUUCAGAUCUAUUUGGAAUUAAGGUUGGCAUUCGUAUAAUACUGUUGGCAUCAGUGAGGGCAACUACGAGAACUGCACUUGUGGGGGCCGGAUCCGCAUAGGCGGCAUUUGGAUCUGCGGAAACGGUCAGAUCUACGGCGGUGGUGGGCAGAUCUACGGCGGCGAUGGCCAGAUCUGAACCGGCGGCAACCAAAUGUGCAGCGGUGGUCAAUUCUCCGGCGACCGGCGACUGGUGACCGGCAACCGACGACUGGAGACUGGCGACCGGCAGAGUCUCAGAUACAACGAUCAAAGGUGUUUUGUAACAAAAUGGGAGAUAAUUAAUCACAUGCUUCAAGAGUCAAAAGGGCAAGGUGGAAGCCGGUGCAAUCAUAUACAUGCGGUUGAGGUACUUGGACACAUUUGAGUGUGAUGAAAAGAAGAAAAUAAAAGUUCUAGUUGAAGGUUAAUAAAAGAGAAGUUCCUUUGAAAGCAAAUGAGAAGAAAAAUUGGAGAAAAGAGAAGGAAAGUAAAAAAUGACCUCUGGGAUUCGAACCCAGGUCAUAGGAAAGAUAGCAGAUGGAAUCAACCAGCGAACCGAUUGUCAUUAUUGUUAAAGUCAGCUGGCAGUUACAAUAUUACUCCAGUUCUCCGCGCAGCAAAGAAAAGAAAACAAAUAAGUCGAAGCCAGAAUCGAACCCGCGACCUCAAAAAUGGCUUAAGCACUUCGUCCGCUGCACUGCUACGCGUUAUUGGUAGUUGGAUGCGUUUUCUUGUACAUAUACUCUUCGGUCUCGUAAAUUCCAGCAAAUUAAUGAUUAAUCACCUUAUCAUUAUAUAGCCUAAUCCAUCUCCUUACACACAUAAUCUCGAGACAACUUCUCUCUACACCUCCCAGAAUCAUUUCCUCCUCCUCUCUUCAUUCUUCACCUCCAAAUCAUCAACCAAUCUUCAACAUCAAUUAAUCACUUUCUCAUUCAAGAUUAAGUCAAGAUUAGCACCAAGCUCCAAGGAUUGUCAUCUAUCACAAGGCAAAAAAGAGUGAGUCUGAGGAAUGGAUAGUGAAAAGUUGAAUGGAGUUGAUGAUAUCAAAUGGCUUUGCUCACUAAACGAGACUGAACUUGAUUUCCUAAUGAGUUUGAAAGUGAUGCUUCUCAGACGAGCAAAACAAAUGGGUUCCAAAGCUUUAGCCAAAAAGUUUGAUUUAAAGUUUCUCCGCGCUCUCGGUUUUAUUUUCAUUAACAAACUUAAAGGACACCUUCAAAGUUCUAUUGGGUCGUCAUCCUCCUCGUCUUUGGAUAAUUGUAAAUUGCUAAAGUUUGAUAUUGACACGUGUUUCAAAAACUUGAGCAUUCAAGAGUUGGACACGUAUAUUUGCACUGAAAAGAGGAAAAGAUCAGUGCUUUCCAUGUUGUUGGAAGACAUGCCUCCCGGCCAGAAGCGGAGAAGCUAGAGGAAUUUAUAAUGAGAAUAUGGAUGGGUAAAGUAAACCGCAACCGCCGUAUAUAUUAAUUAUGGCUGGAUGGAUUGGUCAUGUCAAACGGCUGGCUUUUGUAUUCGGUGUACAACGCCCGCCUAUAUAUUUUGGCUUUUUUGAUGGAUGUCACUUAAUUAAGUGCUUGGGAAAUUUUCACAAAUGGCUAAAAUUUGAAAGUAAUAUCAGUUUUAUCAUCUCCGAAAGUGUUUUUCAAAA